Ictalurus furcatus (blue catfish) is the source of this 2714-nucleotide messenger RNA. Its product is annotated as gastrula zinc finger protein XlCGF7.1-like. Gene Ontology annotation, biological process: regulation of cytokine production; regulation of immune system process; negative regulation of transcription by RNA polymerase II. The transcript is spliced from 2 exons. The record is from RefSeq and is a predicted model, not a curated record. Gene Ontology annotation, molecular function: RNA polymerase II cis-regulatory region sequence-specific DNA binding; DNA-binding transcription factor activity, RNA polymerase II-specific. Lineage: Eukaryota; Metazoa; Chordata; Actinopteri; Siluriformes; Ictaluridae. Bases 202 to 1047 code for a protein of 281 amino acids.
CCAAACUCCAUCUUCAACCAGUCCAAAAGCAAAUGACGUUUCUAUAUGGUUAACGCUGAUUGACCAACGCAGUUCCAAGCAAGAAGCUCCUUUCACCAAUGAGAAACAUUUAGACACGCCCAUUUUAUCUGCCUGGCAGCUAUCCCUAUCUCUGAAUCUCUGUAUUUUUCUUCCAUGUCCUGAUUCUUUACACCUCUUAUAAUGAAAUCCAGACGGCGCUCUUUAGGAAAAUCUCCACAGACUCCUGCUGCUACUGGCUCAGAGAUGUACCACUGCUCAGAUUGUGGGGAGAGUUUUUCUAAAAGUCAUCAUCUCAAAGAUCACAAGUGGAUCCACACAGUGGAGAACCCAUUUUACUGUGGACAGUGUGGGAAGAGUUUUACUUUUCAGAGUAAUCUCCAACAGCAUGAGCUCAUUCACACAGGAGAGAAGCCGUAUCACUGUGGACAGUGUGGGAAGAGUUUUAAUCGUAAGAGUAAUCUCCAACGACAUAAGCUCAUUCACACAGAGGAAAAGCUGUAUUACUGCUCCCAGUGUGGGAAGAGUUUUACUUGUAAGAGUAAUCUCCAACGACAUGAGCUCAUUCACACAGGAGAGAAGCUGUAUUACUGCUCCCAAUGUGGGAAGAGUUUUACUUAUAAGUGUCAUCUCCAACGACAUGAGCGCAUUCACACACGAGAGAAGCCGUAUCACUGCACGCAGUGUGGGAAGAGUUUUACCCAACUAUGUACUCUCCAACAACACAAGUACAUUCACACAGGAGAGAAGCUGUAUCACUGUGGACAGUGUGGGAAGAGCUUUACUUGCCAGCUUUAUCUCCAACGACAUGAGCGCAUUCACACAGGAGAGAAGCCGUAUCACUGCUCGCAGUGUGGGAAAAGUUUUCGUGACCAGAGCAGGCUCCACAGCCACCAGCAGAGUCAUACAGGACAGAAACCGUACCUCUGUGGACAUUGUGGGCGGAGCUAUACUCAUUCAAGUUCAUUAAGGACACAUAAGUGCUCUAAUAUAAAGCCAUCACAUAUUGAUGUGAAUUUAUCAAAUUAACAUAUGAGUUUUAAAUUUUAAUUUUUUAAAUGGGAGGUAAAGAGACAUUCAGGCAUAAAACUAUAAUAUUAUAUUAUUUGUCAUGAGCUGUAGUAUUCUGUUGCAUGGGAUUUUAUUGCUUACUCUCUGGGUUUUAGCAAAAUUCAUGAUUUUAUUUUGUUUUCUUGUUUUCCCCCAAACACUUCAAGACCAAGCAUGGAAUACACAUAUUUAACCAGUGGGAAUGCCCACUUUAAUUGACCAAUCCAGACGUCUGAGUGAGACACAUGACUCUAACUUCUCCCUCUAACAUAAGACUUUCAUUUAAAAUGACUUUUAAAUGCAAGCUAAAAUGUGCUUUAUAAAAUAUAGCAUUGUGUUUACAGGCCAUUUGAAGAGAUAAUUCUUGUCUAACUUGCUCCAUCUUUGCAGCGUCCAUUUAACUAUAGCUAACUACACUGUAUGGCCAAAACUAUGCAGAUGCCUGACCACCACACCCAUAUAUGCCUUUUGAACAUCCUCUGAUGGAACAGCAUUCCAAUCCAUGGUCCCUUGAGAACAGUGUUCCUGAUGUAGUUUUCAGAUUUACUGCAACCCUGACCAGGAUAACACAGUUACACAGUAAGAUUAGUGAAUGGAUUUUUGUUGUAUAUAUGUUCCUUUAAGAAGUAAGAAAAUAUUUGUAUGACCUGCAAGUCUUAGAAUUUUUUACUGUAGGAUCACUAUCACAGUUGUGAACAUACAGUGAAUGGAGAAUUGAGAGAGUACAUUACCAGGGGCAUUACCAUUUAAUAAUGCAAUAAAUGGGUUUUCUAAUAGUUGUGUAAUUUCCUUUUAAAAAUGUGAAAUGUUACAUUUAUAAAUCUUCAGAUGCUUUGCUUUGACACUCACAGAUUAGCUCAUGUAUUUUUUAUUAGUCAGAUUAGUCAGAUCAGUCAGAUUGUACCUCGAAUAACGAAGGCUGCAGCAGGGGGAAGAGCUUUCUCCUAUAGAGCCCCACAGUUAUGGAACAGUCUUCCAAUUAGUGUUCGGGACUCAGACACAGUCUCAGUGUUUAAGUCUAGGCUUAAAACGUAUUUGUUUACUCAAGCCUACCUUGACUAGACUUUCUGUUACGCUAAGCACAGUCCUAAUAAUCUCUUCUCUCCCUCUCUCCGUCUGCCGAGCCACACAAUUUUAUGGAGAUACUAGAGAUCCUGAUCCUUUCUGCUCUCCGGACCUGCCUGAUCCGUUUCGGAUGUCCUACCUCUGGAUGGAGCUCUCAUCUACUCCAAUUCCAGAUUGCAGGGACUACGGCUGCUUCUAAGGCCAAACAGACUUCAUAUAAAUCCAUAAUUAACUUUUUCACACUAUCUGUUGUUACCCAGAUGAGGAUGGGUUCCCUUCUGAGUCGGGUUCCUCUCAAGGUUUCUUCCUCUUAAAACAUCUUAGGGAGUUUUUCCUUGCCACCGUCGCCACUCAGUGGCUUGCUCAGUUGGGAUAAAUUCGUACCUUUAAUAUCUGUAUAACCUGUUGAUAUUUCUGUAAAGCUGGUUUGAGACAAUGUCUAUUGUAAAAAGCGCUAUACAAAUAAAAUUGAAUUACAUUACUACCAGUUAAUUCAUCAAUAGAUUUUGAAUGAUGCUAUUAUAUGCUAGGCAAAAGUCCACCAAAAAUAUUCUGCUAUAAUGGGCUAAAUAUUUCAGAUA